This is a messenger RNA of Tigriopus californicus, 1002 nucleotides long. RefSeq lists its product as uncharacterized. The transcript has a single exon. The record is from RefSeq and is a predicted model, not a curated record. The coding region runs from base 151 to 957 and encodes 268 amino acids. Lineage: Eukaryota; Metazoa; Arthropoda; Copepoda; Harpacticoida; Harpacticidae.
CCGAACUUGUCACUGGACUUGAUCCACAUAUGUUAUUUAGAGGCUAUUUGUCUCUCAUCUCUCAUAUGGCUCACUUUAUCUUGAACGUCGAGCAAGAUCGGUCCUCCAUCUAGAACGCCUAAUUCCAAGCCCUCCAAUUCGCCUUGAAUCAUGGGUCAAACUUCGGAAGAAUUCCAAAAGUUCUUGGACAAUCAACAAUACACCAAGAAUGGCAUCCUCCGAUAUGAGCGGAUCUUUGGCGAGACAUACAUCAGAACUGGUGGCAAGCAAACCACGGAGAAGUUCUGCCGGGAGCUCAAACUGACCCCGGACAUGAGGAUUCUGGAUGUUGGUUGCGGUAUCGGCGGUUCCGCGUUCCACAUGGCCCGAGAAUAUGGAGCUUUGGUCAAUGGGUUCGACUUGUCGCAGAACAUGAUCGAUAUCGCGCAAGACUACCGCAAAAGAAUGGAACCUGGAGUGAAGCACCGGGUUCAAUUCCAUGUAGAGGAUGCCACGACCAUGGAGUAUCCGGAGAGCUUCUAUGAUGUGAUCUAUAGUAGGGAUACCAUCCUUCAUAUUGAGGAUAAGAGCGCCUUGUUCAAGAAGUUCUAUCGCUCUCUCAAACCCGGUGGCGUUCUGUUUAUCACGGACUAUUGUCGCGGGGAUCAGGAACAUAGUCAGAGGUUCAAGGAAUAUGUCAAGCAACGAGGCUACAAUCUCUUGACCGUGAGGGAAUACGGUCAGGUGAUUGAAGGGGCUGGCUUUGGAAAGGUGAAUGCCGUGGACAAUACACCUUAUUUCUGUGAGAUCCUCAGAAGGGAACUGUCCGAGUUUGAGCCGAAGAAAACUGAGAUGAUCCGGGAUUAUACGGAACACGACUACGACGACAUCUGUCGGGGUUGGAAAGAGAAACUGGUUCGUUGUGACGAUGGCGAUCAAGUUUGGGGAUAUUUCUUUGCCACGAAAUUGUUUGUUUGAAAGAUCGAUUCAUAUGAAUAAACCUCAGGUGGCAUUGUCCUUGAA